GGGUCCUCAUUCCAUUCGUCCGAUCAAAUGGAAGUCAUCAUACAAGUCCCUGAUAUCGAGGCGAACAAGUACGGCUGCCAGCUGUAACGGUCGAAUUGGUUUGGACGCAAUAUGACCAAAUAUUUGAAUGUCAGUCACUCGAGGACCGGCUUGAUCGGUUAGUGGGCGUUGUUUGAGACUAGCUAUAGCUAGUGGUGUACUAUCUUGAUGCCGUUUUACCGCAGCAGACGGACUCCAGGCUGUUUGACAUUGACAAGUUUCUAAGAGUCAGAACCUGUUAGGUCAGGACAGAACCCACUUGCUUGGGUAAAAAGCAAACUCAGCGGCCCGGAAAAUGCCGCUUAUCUCCAACCGCGAACCACACUGAUCUUUCCGAGUCCUGGAUCCUCUAGUCCUGAGUGGAAUACCGUACGAUCGAUAGUACUGCGAUACGCGGAAUUAUUGUUCCUCCUUGUAUCGAUUCUCGAGUGUACAAUGUCUAAAGCGUCGAAGGAUACAGCCGUAUCUGAAUUCUGCUCGAUAACUGGCGCAUCUCCAAAAGAUGCCAAGCGAUAUCUGGACAAGCACCAGAGACGGCUCGACGCGGCAAUUGAUGCCUUUUUUCAAGAUGGCUGCGGCAGAACAACCGUUGCUUCAACGAGCAAGUUGAAUGCCCUGUUCGAGAAAUACAAGGAUCCAACUGGAGACGAAAUUUCAAUAGACGGAACUCUUCAAUUGUGUCAGGAUCUCCAAGUAGAUCCAGAGGAUGUCGUUCUGCUCGCAGUUGCUUACGAACUGAAAUCUCCGAAAGUUGGGGAGUGGAACAGGAAAGGUUGGGUAGAGGGAUGGUCACGACUUGGCUGCGAUACCAUUGUCGGCAUGAAAGAUGCUCUAACGCGGUUGCGGGGGAAGUUGGGAUCUGACUCGACCUAUUUCCAUAAAGUGUACGAUCACACGUUCACUUUUGCUCGGACGGAGGGACAACGGAGUCUAGCGAUCGACACGGCAGUGGCGUUUUGGGGCUUAUUGCUUCCGACAGGACUGGCAGGCGGCGCGCUAAAUCAUGACUUGACAGGAGAAGACGUAGAUAUGGAUGGCGAGGGAAGUUCCGGGUGGACAGAUGAGCACACGCAAUGGUGGUUCCAGUUCUUGACUGAGAAGGGGGGUAAGGGCGUGAGCAAAGAUACGUGGAUGAUGUUAUUUGAUUUCAUCCGCUCUAUCGAUUCCAAAUUUUUGACACAUGAUGUGGAGGCUGCAUGGCCUUCCGCGAUAGACGAUUUUGUGGCGUGGGCAAGGUCAGUGGGGAAAGUCGCGACUCCAGAGGCAACAUGACAGAUAAUUAGCGAUGUGGGAGGCUGAUAGUUUUUCAUUCCAUGUAGAGUAUCAUCGCUGUGUGUGCAAAGUACGCCAUAUAUACCGAUGGGAAAGACAAGAA
Molecule: messenger RNA, 1414 nt
Organism: Suillus paluster
Lineage: Eukaryota; Fungi; Basidiomycota; Agaricomycetes; Boletales; Suillaceae
Product: defective in Cullin neddylation protein 1
Exons: 8
Coding region: 475-1311 (278 amino acids)
Biological process (GO): protein neddylation; positive regulation of ubiquitin-protein transferase activity
Cellular component (GO): ubiquitin ligase complex
Molecular function (GO): cullin family protein binding; ubiquitin-like protein binding; ubiquitin conjugating enzyme binding
Source: RefSeq, a predicted model, not a curated record